Phacochoerus africanus (Common warthog) is the source of this 2071-nucleotide messenger RNA. RefSeq names its product premelanosome protein (gene PMEL). The record is from RefSeq and is a predicted model, not a curated record. The transcript has 11 exons. Lineage: Eukaryota; Metazoa; Chordata; Mammalia; Artiodactyla; Suidae. Bases 50 to 1963 code for a protein of 637 amino acids. Gene Ontology annotation, cellular component: melanosome. Gene Ontology annotation, biological process: melanosome organization.
GGGCUUGUCCUUUGCCCCAGUGCCUUUGGUUGCUGGAAGGAAGAAUACCAUGGAUCUGGUGCUCAGAAAAUGCCUUCUCCAUGUGGCUGUGAUGGGUGUCUUUCUGGCUGUGGGGGCCACAGAAGGGCCCAGAGGCAGGGACUGGCUUGGUGUCUCAAGGCAGCUCAGAACUAAAGCAUGGAACAGUCAGCUAUAUCCAGAGUGGACAGAAAUCCGGGCACCUGACUGCUGGAGAGGUGGCCGGGUAUCGCUGAAGGUCAGCAAUGAUGGGCCUACACUGAUUGGGGCAAAUGCCUCUUUCUCUAUUGCCCUGCACUUUCCUAAAAGCCAAAAGGUGCUGCCAGAUGGGCAGGUCAUCUGGGCCAACAACACUAUCAUCAAUGGGAGCCAGGUGUGGGGAGGACAGCCGGUGUAUCCUCAGGAACCCAAUGCUACCUGCAUCUUCCCUGAUGGGGCGGCCUGCCCACCUGGCCCUUCGUCUCAGAGGAGGAGCUUCGUUUACGUCUGGAAGGCCUGGGGCCAGUACUGGCAAGUUCUGGGGGGCCCUGUGUCUGGACUGAGCAUUGGGACAGGCAAGGCAGUGCUGGGCACACACACCAUGGAAGUGACUGUCUACCACCGCCGGGGGUCCCAGAGCUACGUGCCCCUGGCUCACUCUCGCUCAGCCUUCACCGUUACUGACCAGGUGCCCUUCUCCGUGAGUGUGUCUCAGCUGCAGGCCUUGGACCGAGGGAACAAGCGCUUCCUGAGAAAGCAGCCUCUGACCUUUGCCCUCCAGCUCCAUGACCCCAGUGGCUAUUUGGCUGGGGCUGACCUCUCCUACACCUGGGACUUUGGAGACAACACUGGGACCUUGAUCUCUCGGGCACUUGUGGUCACUCACACUUACCUAGAGUCUGGCCCUGUCACUGCCCAAGUGGUGCUGCAGGCUGCCAUUCCCCUCACCUCCUGUGGCUCCUCCCCAGUUCCAGGCACCACAGAUGGGCCUGCGCCAACUGUAGAGACCCCUGGCACCACAGCCAAGCAAGUGCCUACCACAGAAGUUGUAGGUACUACACCUGGUCAGAGGCCAACUGCAGAGCCCUCUGGAACCACAGCUGUGCAAGUGCCAACUGCAGAGGGCAUGGGUACUACACCUGAUCAGGCACCAACCUCAGAAGUCAGGGGUACCACACCUGCAGUAAUGCCAACUGUAGAGCCCUCUGGAACCACAGUUGCACAGGUAACAACUACAGAGUUGGUGGAGACCACAGCUGGAGAGGUACCAACCCCUGAGCCUGAGAGUCCAGAUGUCAGCCCAUUCAUGCCUACAGAAGGUCUGACAGGCUCCCAGAGCCCCCUGCUGGAUGGCACAGCCACCUUAAUCCUGGUGAAGCGACAAGCCCCCCUGGAUUGUGUUCUGUAUCGCUACGGCUCCUUUUCUCUCACCCUGGACAUUGUCCAGGGUAUUGAGAGUGCUGAGAUCCUGCAGGCUGUGCCAUCCAGUGAAGGGGAUGCAUUCGAGCUGACCGUGUCUUGCCAAGGCGGACUACCCAAGGAAGCCUGUAUGGACAUCUCAUCACCAGGGUGCCAGCCCCCCGCCCAGCGGCUGUGUCAGCCCGUGUCACCCAGCCCAACCUGUCAGCUGGUUCUGCACCAGGUGCUGAAGGGCGGCUCAGGGACCUACUGCCUCAAUGUGUCUCUGGCUGACACCAACAGCUUGGCAAUGGUCAGCACCCAGCUUGUCAUGCCUGGUCAAGAAUCAGGCCUUGGGCAGGCUCCCCUGUUCGUGGGCAUCUUGUUGGUAUUGAUAGCUCUGCUACUUGCAUCUCUGAUAUACAGGCGCAGACUUAUGAAGCAGGACUCGGCCCUCCCCCUCCCCCAGCUGCCGCAUGGUAGAUCACCCUGGCUGCGUCUGCCCUGGGGCUUCCGCUCUUGCCCCGUUGGUGAGAACAGCCCCCUCCUCAGUGCGCAGCAGGUCUGAGUAGGCUCAUGUGCUGUCAUGCUUUACCCAGGUGGACAGCAAUGUCCAUCUUUUCUCCCAUCUUCCCAUGGGGAUUACUAUUGCCUGAAAUAAAUACUCAGAACCUUG